Messenger RNA from Jaculus jaculus (lesser Egyptian jerboa), 1272 nucleotides. It is a transcript of the gene Cript, whose product is annotated as CXXC repeat containing interactor of PDZ3 domain. The transcript has 6 exons. Gene Ontology annotation, cellular component: dendrite. NCBI's taxonomy places the organism in Eukaryota, Metazoa, Chordata, Mammalia, Rodentia, Dipodidae. Gene Ontology annotation, molecular function: PDZ domain binding; microtubule binding. The coding region runs from base 174 to 479 and encodes 101 amino acids. The record is from RefSeq and is a predicted model, not a curated record. Gene Ontology annotation, biological process: cytoplasmic microtubule organization.
AGGAGGAGGAAGUGGGGAGAAGGCGAGGAAGCAUCCCCCAUCCACACACUCAAGCCCAGCUUACCUAACUCUCCCGCCCGCCAAAGGGAAGCGGGGACUACCGCCUGUCACCAUCAGCUGCUGCCGCUGUUGUUUCCGCCGCCGGCUUGGCUGAGCGGACCGUUGGCGGAAGGAUGGUGUGUGAGAAAUGUGAAAAGAAACUCGGCACGGUUAUCACUCCAGAUACAUGGAAAGAUGGGGCAAGGAAUACCACAGAAAGUGGCGGAAGAAAGCUUAAUGAAAACAAAGCUUUGACUUCAAAGAAAGCAAGAUUUGAUCCAUAUGGAAAGAAUAAGUUCUCCACUUGCAGAAUUUGUAAAAGUUCUGUACACCAACCCGGUUCUCAUUACUGCCAGGGCUGCGCCUACAAAAAAGGCAUCUGUGCAAUGUGUGGCAAAAAGGUCUUGGAUACCAAAAACUACAAACAGACUUCCGUGUAGGGGCUUUCUUUGAUUUCACUUUCUGCCUUGAAUUUUCAAGGUACAACGUAGGCGUUCAUCUUACAGAAUAGCCCAUGUCAAGACAAAUAAUUAAGUUUAAACCCGGGAAGUUGACCAGCGUUCUGUUCUUUCACCCUCAAGCCGUUGCGUAUAGCAAUGCUCUAACCAGUCUCUCCGUAAGUGGUUAUUUUCCUUAUGAGCAUUUUACUGAACUGGAAUAAGUGACAGAAGUAAUGCAAGUAAUACUCCUGAGUUUUGUGUGCACUUUUUAUUUAACAUCAUUCAUAUCAUGCUUGUCUGCCUACUUGGUUUAUCGAUAUUACAAGUGAAGAGAGAUUUUGCCCUGAAUAAGGAUUCUCCCCUCCUCUUAUCUGGUACUGAUGUCAUGGUCUGCUUAGGGGUUGGAAACUGCUGUUGCUGAGUUGUUCCUCGGGGUUUUCGUUUGUUCUGAUGGCACUGGGGUUAAACCCUGGGCUUGGCUUGUGUUAGGCUCACACCGCACCUCUGAGCUAGGUCACUAGCCCCUUGGUGAUUAAUUCAGACCCCAGUUGAAGACAAGUUGUGGUUUUGACUUUUGCUUUUUAAUUUGUUCCUUGAGCCAAAAUGCAUGUGUGAAUAGAAACACCAGAAACACUCGUUUGUUCAAAUAUACACACUGGAUUUCAGAAAAACAUGCACAUGUCAUCUCGAAUUCUGAUUGUCAUGAAAACCAGAACAGUACUUACUUAUCUUAACCUCACAAUGUUUCCCCUGUUCCUAUGUAAUAAAAAUGAAUCUGCCCUUUUGGAGAAAA